AUGAGGCCAGUUUCACUACAUGCUAGGAUGGAAGGCAUGGUUUUAAUUGUUAUCCUCUCCAUUGUUCCCCCAUUCCACACUCUUGACUCUUCUCACUCGUUUUGCCUCUGCACCUCUAACACUCCACCGGUCCCAGAGAUGAAUGUGGAAAAGCUAAUGAAGAUGGCUGGUUCGGUCCGAACUGGUGGGAAAGGUACCAUGAGAAGAAAGAAGAAAGCUGUUCACAAGACUACUACCACAGAUGACAAAAGACUGCAAAGCACACUGAAGAGAAUUGGGGUGAAUGCUAUUCCUGCAAUUGAGGAGGUGAAUAUUUUCAAGGAGGAUGUAGUCAUCCAGUUCACUAAUCCUAAAGUUCAAGCAUCUGUUGCUGCCAACACUUGGGUUGUUAGUGGCACUCCUCAGAACAAGAAAUUGCAAGAUAUUCUCCCUCAAAUUAUUCAUCAAUUGGGUCCGGAUAACUUGGAGAAUUUGAAGAAAUUGGCAGAGCAGUUCCAGAAGCAGGGACCUGGUGCUGGAGCAGAGACAGAUGAUGGUGUUAAUACUGCACCAGAAGAAGAUGAUGAUGAUGUGCCUGACCUUGUUGCUGGCCAGACCUUUGAAGCUGCCGCUGUGGAGAGCCACACUUAG
Molecule: messenger RNA, 630 nt
Organism: Fraxinus pennsylvanica
Lineage: Eukaryota; Viridiplantae; Streptophyta; Magnoliopsida; Lamiales; Oleaceae
Source: the annotation of a GenBank genome assembly